GAAGAGAUUCUAUGAAUGAUUAUUAGAUCUAUAAUGAUAGAUCUCAUCUACACUGACUGUCACUACACUCUAAUGACUCUACACUGUCUACAGUCUACAGCUAUACUAGAUCUAUACUGAUACCAGUAACAAUAGAUUCCCAUACAUAGACUAGAUCUAGUCAUAGAUCUAGACUCUAUAUAGGGUAGAUCUUACAUUACGCAUCUUUACGCAUGCCUAAACUUAAGACUUAAGGUAAAAAAAAUGGCUUUAUUAUUGAUAAACCCAAAGGUUCAAGCUCUUCUACGAAGGCAAGUCCUGCCCAUGACAAAAAAUAUAGUCUUUCUAUCAUCACUUUUGAACAGACCAGCUUGUCAGCCAUCAGGAUUGACCUACUUAUUGUGCAGGUCACCAUCCUGUGCCAGACUGGCUUUGACUCACAGAUGUCUUCCUACAUAUACAAAUUUUGGACAUAAAAAAAGACCAGAGAGCAGAUUCACCAAGAUCUAUUGCUUACUGUUGGGAUCUCUUUUUUUCUUUUUUAUGGGACUUAAUGGAAUGAGUUGGUUUGAUGGUUCUGUUGACUGGAAGAAGAGUUUAGGUAUCAAAGCUGCAUCAGUCAAAGACAGUGAAGGCUCAAAUGAAGAUUCUGAAGAUAGUGACUUUGAGGAUGAAAAGGACAAGAAGAAGAAGAAGAAAGUUGGUUUUAGAGAUAGACGGAUCAUUGGCUAUGAAGAUAGAAUCCGUGCAUAUUCCACACCAGACAAAAUUUUUAGAUAUUUUGCUACACUUAAAGUAAAUAUUGACGGAGACUGGGAAAUAUUUAUGACUCCUGAAGAUUUUGUUCGUUCUAUUACACCUGGGAUUAAACAGCCUGAAGGGCUUGGGCUUGACAGCUUUAAAAAGUUUGAUCCAACAAAGGAUAGCUUAGACGAUUUGCGACAAGACAAAGAUGCAAUUGGUAUGCUGGAGCCAGACAGCAUUUUCUACAAGUUUGGCCAGACAGGGCUCAUUUCUUUCUCUGACUACAUCUUCUUGCUGACUGUUCUUUCUACCCCUCCAAGGAAUUUUGAAAUAGCUUUUCGAAUGUUUGAUUUCAAUGGCGACGGAGAAGUAGACAGUGAAGAAUUCAGUAAAGUGCAAGAAAUCAUCCGCAACCAAACAUCAGUGGGUAUGAAGCACAGGAAUCACAGUACUACUGGCAGUGUGGAUCAUGGCAUGAGCUCAGCCUUAUCCUCUUACUUCUUUGGUACUGAUGGGAAAAAGAAACUCACUGUGUCACAGUUCUUAGAGUUUCAGAGACAGUUGCACAGAGAGAUCAACAAGAUUGAGUUUGACAGACAUGCAGAAAAUAAUCUCAUAUCUGAAAGAGAUUUUGGUAGUGUUUUGUUAACUUAUGCUGGUCUACCUGAUAGCAAAAAGUCCAGAAUGCUUAAGAGAGUCAGAAGGAAGUACAAAGAGGAUCCGAAAGGCAUCACAUUUGAAGAAUAUCUGGCCUUCUGGAGAUUCCUCAAGAGCAUCAAUGAUGUGGACACAGCACUAAGUUUUUACCACUUGGCAGGGGUUUCUAUUGAUCAAGAAACCUUAAAACAUGUUGCCAAAACAGUGGCUAUGGUUGAACUGUCGGACCAUGUGAUAGAUGUUGUCUUUACACUUUUUGAUGAAAAUAACGAUGGUGAACUUAGCAACAGAGAAUUUGUAUCCGUGAUGAAAAGAAGAGUGAUGCGUGGCCUGGACCAGCCUAAAGACACAGGCUUUGUAAAGCUCAUCAAUGCUGUUGUCAAAUGUGCCACUUCUACUCAUAUGUACAGUGAUUAAUUGUGAUGUUAUAUUGUAUACUGCCUUUUUUUUACAAAGCUUAUAUCAACUCACUUUGUCUGGUACAACUUUUGUAAAAGUUUUUUUCUGGGCACGACAUAUCCUAAUUGUGCUGAUGUGCCAAAUCUCCAAAAUAUCAAACAUUAUUUCUCCCAAACCCAGUCAAGUUAAAAUUUUGCACAAUUAUUUCUUGUUCCUGACAAAACAAUCAAUAAAAAGAAUCAACAAUUAGUUAAUUAAUUAUUUGUGAUUAAUUAUUUUGUUUGGUAUUGCACAAGGGAAAGAAAUUGUACUUGACAGAUAUGGCAGUAUAAGUUGAAUUAGUCUCCUUCAUACCUUGUGUAGAGAAUUAGGUCCUCAAAAGUUUGAAACUAACAAUAGAUAAGCUAUGAAACCUAUAUUCAUAAGCCUUUCUCUUGUACAGUGAUUAGUGUAUUGGCUUGAGGAAUAUUGAGCCCUGUAGUUUAAAUUCAAGUAGUACUUCUAUCACAGUAAGCUUCACCCAGAUACCCCACCCCUGCUCUCCCGUCUUUUUUUCCCAACUGGUCUAGACAAGUGUUGGGAUCAUAGCAUUGAGAAAGCUAAAAGCAUGAAAUUACAGUAAACAAAAACAAUUGGUAAAAAAUAUUUCUGAUCGCACAGAUUUAUUAUUGUUAGUCUAGUUCUAUUACAAAUUUAAUUAAAUGACUCAUCCAAAGUAAUUGAAACUUACACUUAAUAUAAGCUUUGUUUUAAAAUAGUAUUUUUAAAAAAUAUUUUUGUUUUAGUAACGUUGUUUUGAUCCCAACCAAAACAAUCACAUGCUAGUUACUUUUAACCAAUUAGAUUUUAAUAUGGUCUUCACCUGUUUUUAACAUAUAAAUACAUGUACAUGCUUGUCAACUCCUUUACCUAACAAAUCCUACAAGUUUAAACAAAUAUUGCCUCAGGGCUUAAUAGUCAGCUGUUAAGAAGUAUGUUAUCAGUCUACUAUGUGUUGUUUGAGGUGAACAAACUGCAUGCUUAGGCUUAAGACAGUUUCACAAUUUUUUAAUAAUAAAACCUUUGAACCUGUUUUGAUAUUGCUUUGCUGAUUGAAUAUUUUAAUAUGUAAUCCUAUCAAAAGAAUUUUCCACUUAGAAAACUAAAUUUCAAUUGUACUGUACAUGUGCACCUUACAGAUGAUGACCUGCUUGUAGUUGUAUUAUAUACUUUACUUAUUUAUAAAUAUUUCUGUUUAUUUUUUGGUGAAUAAAUUUUUAUAAAAUGA
Biomphalaria glabrata is the source of this 3046-nucleotide messenger RNA. RefSeq names its product calcium uptake protein 1, mitochondrial-like. Gene Ontology annotation, cellular component: uniplex complex. NCBI's taxonomy places the organism in Eukaryota, Metazoa, Mollusca, Gastropoda, Planorbidae. The coding region runs from base 244 to 1797 and encodes 517 amino acids. Gene Ontology annotation, biological process: mitochondrial calcium ion homeostasis; calcium import into the mitochondrion. Gene Ontology annotation, molecular function: calcium ion binding. The transcript has 13 exons. The record is from RefSeq and is a predicted model, not a curated record.